GGAAUCCUGGGGUGAGUGAGAGAGUUAUUCCUAGACUGGGUCCUGCACUUAUCAAAUGUCUUUUUAAGACCCAACAAUGAAGCUGGGACCUUCACAGCGCAUGCGCGCACAGUUCCUUUCUCCUGCUGAUCUUGGCACAGCUCUGAGCAGCUGAGAGCUCUGCAAAACGCAAGGGGGGCUUCUCCUCUGCAGUCAGACAGAGCUGGGACCCCCAGGGACACACACUACCAAUGAAGUGAAAUGUUAGCCCACUCUGGAUCUUCUAACAGUGUUCCUCCUUCUCUGGAAAUGACUGCUACAUAGUGUCAGAGAACUUGUCCUGGAAGUGUCUGCAGGAGAUCGCAGGCUGAGGAUCCCACACUGACAGAAUGAAGUAGAUGACUUGGGACCUGGAACUUCUUCCUUGUCUGGCUAGGUUUGGUACCUGGACAGCACUACGGACCGGUCUCUCAGUGCUUUGAAUCUCCUGUAGUCCCAAGAGAGGAUGAAGUGGUGAAAGGAUGGGGCAUUCUCCUGCAAGAUUACACAAUGGCCCGAGAGGACUCUGUGAAGUGUCUGCGAUGCCUGCUCUACGCCCUCAAUUUGCUUUUUUGGCUGAUGUCGAUAUGUGUUUUGGGAGUUUGUGCGUGGAUGAGGGACUAUAUAAAUAACGUUCUCACAUUAACUGCAGAAACAAGGGUAGAAGAAGCCAUCGUUCUGACAUAUUUCCCCGUGUUCCAUCCAGUGAUGAUUGCUGUCUGCUGUUUCCUUGUCAUCGUUGGGAUGCUUGGCUACUGUGGCACUGUGAAAAGCAACCUGUUACUUCUUGCGUGGUAUUUUGGGAGUCUACUGGUCAUCUUCUGUAUUGAGCUGGCCUGUGGAGUGUGGACAUAUGAUCAGGAAAUUACGGCUACAGUCCAAUGGGCCGACAUGGUCAGCUUGAAGUCUCGAAUGCCGAACUAUGGCUUCCCCAGAUACCAGUGGCUGACUAAUGCAUGGAAUUUUUUUCAAAAAGAGUUCGAAUGUUGCGGAGUCAUAUACUUAACAGACUGGCUAGAAAUGACGGAAAUGGACUGGCCCCCGGAUUCAUGCUGUGUUAACGAAUACCCAGGAUGCUCUAGGCAAGCUCAUCAUGGAGACCUCAGUGAUCUUUUUCAAGAGGGUUGUGGCAGGAAAAUGUACAGUUUCCUGAGAGGAACCAAACAGCUACAAAUGUUGCGAUUUCUUGGAAUCUCUAUUGGAGUUACACAGAUUUUGGCCAUGAUCCUUACUGUCACAUUGUUGUGGGCAUUAUAUUACGACAGGAAGGAUCCCCGAAAAGAGCAGAUGGCGUCCUUAAAUCACGACUCCUCGCAGCUCGCAUGUCAUCCAGUGGAACUGCUGAAGCCAGGCCUGUCUAGGACUUGUGAUCAAAGGACUACAGCCAAUGGCUUAAACACAUAUUUUGAAAUGGAAGAAUUGUAAAUGGUUAUAGCACAAACGUGUUAUAUUAAAUCCCUCUGUAUGAAAAAAAAUAUUCCCCAGGUGCAUAUAUGUACGUUUAACCAGUUGAGGUCUUGAAGAAUAUUCAAGUCAAAGUUAUGGAUUCAAAAUGUUUAAGGGAAUAUGAUAAGCUCAGUGUAAUUUGAUUUGAAAAAAUCUAAAAAUGAAAGUAGAAUUUGCUAUUUAAUUAAAUUAAACCAUGGUUUAUUGUGAACAGCCAAUUUUACAAUUGCUGUUUAGUAUUAACGAAAUGUUAUCAUCCUAUAAAAAUAUGUUGACAAUUAUUUUUAGCAUAAGACUGAAGUAGUACAA
Pelobates fuscus (common spadefoot toad) is the source of this 1773-nucleotide messenger RNA. It is a transcript of the gene TSPAN12, whose product is annotated as tetraspanin 12. The transcript has 9 exons. NCBI's taxonomy places the organism in Eukaryota, Metazoa, Chordata, Amphibia, Anura, Pelobatidae. The record is from RefSeq and is a predicted model, not a curated record. Bases 529 to 1443 code for a protein of 304 amino acids. Gene Ontology annotation, cellular component: plasma membrane.